Molecule: messenger RNA, 1976 nt
Organism: Microstroma glucosiphilum
Lineage: Eukaryota; Fungi; Basidiomycota; Exobasidiomycetes; Microstromatales; Microstromataceae
Product: PLP-dependent transferase
Exons: 4
Coding region: 181-1875 (564 amino acids)
Biological process (GO): ceramide biosynthetic process; sphingosine biosynthetic process
Cellular component (GO): endoplasmic reticulum
Molecular function (GO): pyridoxal phosphate binding; serine C-palmitoyltransferase activity
Source: RefSeq, a predicted model, not a curated record
CUUCCCACCCCAACCCACCACUCCCUCCCCUCCCCUCACUCCUUCGAUACCCUCCUUGCUACCAGUGUACUCAGAAUUCCAUACCCUGCUUGGUCUACCACAACCAACACCACCCCAACCUGAACCAUUGGCCCAUCGCAAUCACCCGCCGUCGGAGACGCGCCAUCAAUACCACUCGCCAUGUCUUCGCAAGCGAGCUCCUCUUCUUCGCCCGCAUUGGAUGGCCUCUCUUCACAACUCGUGUCUCUCUCUGCUUUCUUGUCAGAGACCUUCACCAAACUCCCAGGCUCCCCCAUUGUAAGACGAUACAUUGCCUCAUCGUAUCAGGAUGACCCUAUCCGAUCUCUGCUGGAGCUCUUCCUGGUAGUCUUUGCCAUUCGGACCAUAGCGCAAAGCAGGACUAGAGGCACGACGAGCGGCAGCAACUUCGUCAAAUUAGACCAGAAGGAAAUUGAUGAGCUCGUGGAAGACUUUAACCCUGUGCCACUGUGCGAGCCCCUCGGCCAGGCAGAUUAUGACAAUCUCUCCUCUGUGGCCACCAUCAUCGGAGGCACUUCUCCAAGGCCCAAGGUACUGAUGCCCAACUUGAACGGCGGCAAGCCCAAGGACGUCCUGAACCUGGGAAGCUACAAUUUCGCGGACCUGGCUGGUGACGAGAAGGUCAAGGAAGCCGCGAUUCAGACGCUCAGGACCUAUGGAGUGGGAAGUUGUAGUCCGCCCGGAUUCUACGGGACCAUUGACGUACACAUGGCACUGGAGACCGACAUCGCUCGCUUCCUGGGCACGGAGAAAGCCAUCAUCUACGCUCAAGGCUUCUCGACGAUUUCUUCGGUCAUUCCUGCCUUUUCAAAGCGUGGAGACAUCAUCGUAGCGGACAAAGGUGUCAACUUUGCCAUUCAGAAGGGCAUCCAGAUCUCGCGCUCAACCACAAAAUACUAUGACCACAACAAUCUCGACUCGCUCGAGGCGACGCUGAAGUCAGUUGUCGCACAAUACAAGAGGAAGAGACCCCUCACUCGCCGCUUCAUCAUCACAGAGGGCAUCUUUGAGAAUGACGGUCAGAUCUCCAAUCUCAAGAGGCUAGUAGAGCUCAAGAGAAAAUACAAGUUCAGGCUCAUCUUGGAUGAGAGUCUGAGCGUAGGUACCAUGGGACGUAACGGAAGGGGCUUGACAGAGCUCUGUGACGUUCCAGCCAGCGAAGUGGACAUGAUUGUUGGAUCGAUGGCGAAUACCAUGGGAGCCGCAGGAGGUUUCUGUGCGGGCAGUACAGAGGUCAUCUUCCAUCAGAGGAUCAAUGGACCGUCGUAUGUGUACUCGGCAGCUUUGCCUGCGAUGUUGGCAGUAGCCUCAAGCUUGGCCAUCAACAAGGUCCUCACCAACGAAGACGAUGUGCUAGGAAGGCUUCGCGAGAAUAUUCGUGCACUUCGAGGUGUCGUGGACCACAUCGAAUCACUCUACAUCCCUAGCGCCGACGAUUCUCCAAUUAUUCACUUGCAGAUCAGGCCGAAGGGCCUCCGUCACCCGGAUACGUCGGAGGAGAAAUUCGAGAGGGAAAGGAGCAGGGCUACGAUCACCCCUGCUACUUCAGCCGAAGAGGUCAGAGCUAGAGCGAAUGACCCAGAGCACGAUCUGCUGCCCUCUCAGCAAGUCGCCCUGCUCAAGGCUAUUCUAGACGAUGCUUUCGAACACGGCGUCUUUGCCGUUCUGCACAAGCGACUGCCUUCGAUUAAGCCCGAAGUGCUAGAGCGGGGUGUUGUUAGCCGACCUUCGAUACGUCUCGGUGUGACGGCUGGGCUGAGCAAAAAGGACACGGAGAAGGCGGCGAACGUACUGAAGGCUAGUGUUGUCAAGCUCGUGGGUAAGCGGAGGAUCUAGGGUUUACAUCAUUCGGGCAUGUUUCCAAGCUCCGGUAUCGUUAUUGGGAUUUUCCGCGGCAGCGGAUCGGAAAUUAUAGCAUCCAACUAUCGUAUGAGGAU